Carassius gibelio (silver crucian carp) is the source of this 2585-nucleotide messenger RNA. Its product is annotated as kunitz-type protease inhibitor 1. The record is from RefSeq and is a predicted model, not a curated record. The transcript is spliced from 11 exons. Bases 340 to 1869 code for a protein of 509 amino acids. Lineage: Eukaryota; Metazoa; Chordata; Actinopteri; Cypriniformes; Cyprinidae. Gene Ontology annotation, molecular function: protein binding; serine-type endopeptidase inhibitor activity.
AGACAGACCGGUAAUACACAGGCUACAUAUAUAUUUCUCCAAGCAUUUAAAUGAAUAACGCAGAGAGCGUGUGGUUCACUGUAGCGCGAGGGGGCGGAGUCUGACUCGAGCGCGUGACGUCAUCACUUCCUGCUCGCGCAGGUAUCUCAGUAUCGGACACACCUCACCUGAAGCUCCGGAUCUGACCGCCGCGGCUUUACUCGAAACAACGUCUCAUUUCCAUCGAAACCCUGCUUGAAACGACGUUUUAUCUCUGUCUGACGAGGAGUCACUCCGUCUCGGAGCUGUUUCAGUAGAUUGGUUUUGAAUAGUUUAUACAGGCUUCUGUUCAUUUGGAGAAUGUCUCCAUCUCGGCUCUGGUUCUUCUGGACCGCGGUCGUUCUUCACAUCUGUCUCCGUGUGGCUCCAUCAGAGGCUCAGGAUGAAGGGAAAUGCAUGGAUAAGUUCAGUCUUGGCAAAGAGGAUUUUGUGUUGGACACAGGUGAAUCUGUGAAGGAAGGGGCCACGUUCCUGUCUUCUCCUCCAGUGUCUCGGCCUGAAGAAUGUAUUCUGGCCUGUUGUCGUGAUCCAAACUGUAAUGUGGCUCUGAUAGAACAUGGAGGAAAUACCAAAAGCAUCAGCACGUGCUUUAAAUUCAACUGUUUGUACAAACAGAGGAAAGUCUGCCGCUUUGUGAGGAAGAAUGGCUUCAGCAACUACCUUCUGAUAUCAGUUUUUAAAGAUUACCUUGAGGAAAAACCUUCAGAUGUGGAGGACAAACCUCCAGUCGCAGUGACCGGGCAAGACCGAGUGGUUCAACCCAAAGAAGAUGUGAUUCUGAACGGCAUUGAGAGCAAAGAUGAUAAAAAGAUAGUAAAAUAUGAGUGGGUACAGGUGUCUGGAGACCCAUCGGCUGUUAUUAAUAAAGGGCAGUUUGAGGAUUCAGUGACUGUCUCCAAUCUUUCUCCGGGGAUGUAUAGAUUUAAACUCACGGUCACAGAUGACGCUAAUCAGACGGGAUCUGCCGAGGUGGCAGUUUUGGUCCUGACGCCAGAACAGUCACUCCAUCACUGUCUAGUGCCAAAGAAAGAGGGUCCGUGUCGAGGCUCUUUCCCACGCUGGCACUAUAACGCCGCCACUGAGAAAUGUGAGCAGUUCAAAUUUGGAGGCUGCAAACCAAACCGCAACAACUACCUGGCGCUCAACGAAUGCCAGAACGCUUGCGACAAAGUUUCAGUUUUAGAUCCGCCGCCGUCUGGAAGAUUAGGUCCGAUCCAUGAUCAUAGUGAGCGGUGUGACGAGGCUUGCGGUCCGGAUCAUUUCUCAUGCUCAAAUAAAUGCUGCAUCGGGAAAGAUUUGGAGUGUGAUGGGGAACAGCAGUGCAGCGAUGGUUCGGACGAGGCUGAAUGCUCCAAACUGGACCGUAAGUUCGGUCGAUUGCUGGAUAUUAAUGUGGAUAAAAGCAAAGUUCAUUGCGUGGAGCCGCCGCUAACAGGCCCCUGUCGCGCGAGCUUCACUAACUGGUACUUCAAUCCGUACAAGCAGGUCUGUGAUCGCUUCAACUACGGCGGCUGUGAUGGAAAUGAAAACCGCUUUGAAACGGAGGAGAAGUGCAUGGAGUCGUGCACUGGAGUGACCGAGACUGAUGUGUUUGCCAGACGAGCUCACUUUGAGAAACUAGAGGGCAACAAUGAAUCAGUGAUCAUUGGCAUCGCCAUCGUUCUGGGCAUCGCCAUCGCCGUCCUGCUGGUCGCGAUCACAUUUUAUCUUCUGAAGGGAAAGAAGAAGCACAGGAACAAAUAUCAGCACACAGCUGUCAACGGUGGUCACGUUCACACCUACGAGGAUUCAGAGAAACUCGUCUACAACAGCACAACCAAACCCUACUGAGCAUAUUUAACAGGACAUCUAACCAAACUACUGCUGCGAGAUCUGGAAUCAAUCUGUAAAUGCAAUAAUUAUGUGGUUUCUUCACUUGUUUUGAGUAGACGGGCUGUAAACUGCUGAAAGUUCGUUUGAUUUGCUUGUUCUGAGUUUGAAACAAGCGUCAGCAUUUUCACUUCUCUUAUUUCUGUCCUUUGCUUUAUAUAUUAGCUUCUUGGAUUUCACUCAGGGGUAAAUAUGUGUUGAAAUAGCAUAUAAUAAUCACGUUUUAAUGACCACAAAAGACGAAAUCAUGAUUUUUGAGCCAUGUACUUUUAUUUUGCAAUUCAGCUGUUUGAAGACUGGAUUGUUUUAUGUUAUUAAAUGCUGCCUCGUCAGUUCAUCUUAAAGCAGUGCAUUACGGAUUACUUUCCUAUCUUAGUUUCUUUGAGAUCUGAUUUAUGGCUCGGUGUUUUAAUGUGUAAACUCUUGUUUUGGAUUUCUAUUAUCUACAUUAGGAGUUUUAUUUUAGUUUUUAAGUGUUCUUUUUAUUAUUAUAUUUUUUGUUUUAGCAAACUGAAUUUAUGAAACCAAAAAUGACAUUUAUGUUGAAAAAUCAUACCCUACGAUGCAAAUUUGUACAUAGACUUUUUUUAAUGUGCAUCAAAAACUUACCUAAUGACUUGACUUAAUGUCUAAACUAUUAAUCUCGGAAAGUCUCAAUAAAAAUAAUAUGUACAGAC